CGGGAGGGGCGGGGCGAGCGCAGCGCCCGGUGCGGUCUCCAAUGAGCGGCGCGGAACCUGCACCACCAACGACCCGAGCCCUCUGCUCGCCCCUUCCCACGGCUCACCUGGUGCCAGGUAAAAGGUAAAGAGAGACUCAGAGACAUCAAGUGACUUGCCCAAGGCCACACAGUCAGCAAGCAACAGCCCUGCAGCCUCGCCCUGAUGCUCGCUGUUGCCCCUGUAGGUCCAGCCCCGCCCCACGCACGAUGACUGCGCUGCCCCCCUGAGCCAGCACCUGCCCCUCGGCAGCAGCGCCGCCAGCCGGCAGGAUGCGGCUGUGGAAGGCGGUGGUGGCGACGCUGGCCUUCAUGAGCGUGGACGUGGGCGUGACCACAGCCAUCUACGUCUUCAGCCACCUGGACCGCAGCUUGCUGGAGGACAUCCGCCACUUCAACGUCUUCGACUCGGUGCUGGACCUGUGGGCGGCCUGCCUGUACCGCAGCUGCCUGCUGCUGGGAGCCACCAUCGGCGUGGCCAAGAACAGCGCCCUCGGGCCACGGCGGCUGCGGGCCUCGGGGCUCGUCAUCACCCUCGUGUGCCUCUUCGUGGGCAUCUACGCCAUGGUGAAGCUGCUGCUCUUCUCCGAGGUGCGCAGGCCCAUCCGGGACCCCUGGUUCUGGGCCAUCUUCGUGUGGACGUAUGUCUCGCUGGCCGCCUCCUUCCUGCUGUGGUGGCUGCUGUCCACUGUGCGGCCCGACGCCGAGUCCCUGGAGCCGGGGGCGGCAGCUGAGGCCGAGGGCUUCUCGGGAGCAGGCCGGCCACCUGCCGAGCAGGCGUCGGGGGCCACGCUGCAGAAGCUGCUCUCCUACACCAAGCCCGACGGGGCCUUCCUCGCAGCCGCCUCCUUCUUCCUCAUCGUGGCUGCGCUGGGAGAGACCUUCCUGCCCUACUACACGGGCCGGGCCAUCGACAGCAUCGUCAUCCAGAAGAGCAUGGACCAGUUCAGCACGGCCGUGGUCGUCGUGUGCCUGCUGGCCAUCGGCAGCUCGUUUGCCGCAGGUAUUCGGGGCGGCAUUUUUACCCUCAUAUUUGCCAGACUGAACAUCCGCCUUCGGAACUGUCUCUUCCGCUCACUGCUGUCCCAGGAGACGAGCUUCUUUGACGAGAAUCGCACAGGGGACCUCAUUUCCCGCCUCACCUCGGACACCACCAUGGUCAGCGACCUGGUCUCCCAGAACAUCAACAUCUUCCUGCGGAACACGGUCAAGGUCACGGGCGUGGUGGUGUUCAUGUUCAGCCUCUCGUGGCAGCUGUCCCUGGUCACCUUCAUGGGCUUCCCCAUCAUCAUGAUGGUGUCCAACAUCUACGGCAAGUGCUACAAGCGGCUCUCUAAAGAGGUGCAGAACGCCCUGGCCAGGGCCAGCAACACGGCCGAGGAGACCAUCAGCGCCAUGAAGACGGUGCGCAGCUUCGCCAACGAGGAGGAGGAGGCCGAGGUGUACCUGCGGAAGCUGCAGCAGGUGUACAAGCUGAACAGGAAGGAGGCGGCCGCCUACAUGUACUACGUCUGGGGCAGCGGGCUCACCCUGCUGGUGGUCCAGGUCAGCAUCCUGUACUACGGGGGCCACCUCGUCAUCUCAGGGCAGAUGACCAGCGGCAACCUCAUCGCCUUCAUCAUCUACGAGUUCGUCCUGGGGGACUGUAUGGAGUCCGUGGGCUCCGUCUACAGCGGCCUGAUGCAGGGAGUGGGGGCGGCCGAGAAGGUGUUCGAGUUCAUCGACCGGCAGCCCACCAUGGUGCACGAUGGGAACUUGGCCCCUGACCACCUGGAGGGCCGGGUGGACUUUGAGAACGUGACCUUCACCUACCGCACCCGGCCCCACACCCAGGUCCUGCAGGAGCUGUCCAAGCCGAGGCCUGACCCAGGAGCAGGAGCCCGCCAGACUUUCUGCAGAGAACAGUUCCGGGAGACGAAUGUGUCCUUCAGCCUGUGUCCGGGCAAGGUGACGGCGCUCGUGGGGCCCUCGGGCAGCGGGAAGAGCUCAUGCGUCAACAUCCUGGAGAACUUCUACCCCCUGGAGGGGGGCCGCGUGCUGCUGGACGGCAAGCCGAUCGGCGCCUACGACCACAAGUACUUGCACCGCGUGAUCUCCCUGGUGAGCCAGGAGCCCGUGCUGUUCGCCCGCUCCAUCACGGACAACAUCUCCUACGGCCUGCCCACCGUGCCCUUCGAGAUGGUGGUGGAGGCCGCGCAGAAGGCCAACGCCCACGGCUUCAUCAUGGAGCUGCAGGACGGCUACAGCACGGAGACGGGGGAGAAGGGCGCACAGCUGUCUGGUGGCCAGAAGCAGCGGGUGGCCAUGGCCCGGGCUUUGGUGCGGAACCCACCUGUCCUCAUCCUGGACGAAGCCACCAGCGCGCUGGACGCAGAGAGCGAGUACCUGAUCCAGCAGGCCAUCCACGGCAACCUGCAGAAGCACACGGUGCUGAUCAUCGCACACCGGCUGAGCACCGUGGAGCGGGCGCACCUCAUAGUGGUGCUGGACAAAGGCCGUGUGGUGCAGCAGGGCACACACCAGCAGCUGCUGGCCCAGGGCGGCCUCUACGCCAAGCUGGUGCAGCGGCAGAUGCUGGGGCUCGAGCCCUCCUCAGACUACACAGCCAGCCGCAAGGAGCCGCCCGGCAACGGCAGCCUCAAGGCCUGACCCGCAGCCUCGCGUCUCCUGGGGCAGAGGCCCCAGCACCCGCCCGGAAGAUGUGCCCGCGGGGCCCCCCGGCAGCCCCCAGCUGCCCUGGGAGCCCAGGCCCGUGGCGCUGGCUGGCGACCUGCCAUGGCCCACGAAUCACCGCUUUCUGCAUCUCGCCCCGGUUCCCGCCCUGUCCCUGGGCACCGCCAGCCCCGCCCUGCCACACGCCCCCGUCUGCUGGCCUCCCACCUGGUCUCCCCGGGCUCCUUGCCAGGACACCUUUUUAAACCAGGAUCUCCCCGGGUUUUUUACUGCCCGGUUCGACACACCCCAGUCGACUCCUAGAUUUCAAAAACAUUUUUCUAAUUGGGAGUAACGGAGGGCAAGUUCACCCAGAUGUUCUAGAGACUUCUGAGCCAGGAGUGAACUGCCCUUCCCAGUAGCCUGGGGAUGUCAGAACAGAACUGGUCUCUACCCUUUACUCGCAGAGAAGGGGCUUACCCAGAUGUUCUAGAAACUUCUGAGCCAGGAGUGACAGGCCUUUCUGUCUCUCCCUCUUCCCAGCUCUGUGAGUCCGGCCAAGGGUGGGCGGGGGCCUGAGGUUCUGUCUGCCCGGGGCCCCCUCUGCCCUCCCAAUCUAAGCCAGUCUCACUGUGACCCCUGAGGAACCUUGGCUGGGGAAGCGAGGGGCUGACCAGGCCUGACAGGGCCUCAGGGGUGGCCCGGGCUGAGCACCCCAUACUUUUAGCCCCUGUGGCCCUGCCUCACCCCUCCCCGAGGCUGGCAGCCGCCCUCCCUGCCCCUGCCACCCUGCCGCUGGAGCCCCAGAUGUUUGUAGGAUGCCUCCUCUUCUGUUUGGUGGACGGGACUGGCUUUGCCCCGGGUUUGCGAGAUGUUGGGAGAACCCGGUCAAUAAAGUGUACUACCUCUGA
Molecule: messenger RNA, 3601 nt
Organism: Tupaia belangeri chinensis (Chinese tree shrew)
Lineage: Eukaryota; Metazoa; Chordata; Mammalia; Scandentia; Tupaiidae
Gene: ABCB9
Product: ATP binding cassette subfamily B member 9
Exons: 13
Coding region: 312-2687 (791 amino acids)
Biological process (GO): transmembrane transport; peptide transport
Cellular component (GO): lysosomal membrane
Molecular function (GO): ATP hydrolysis activity; ABC-type peptide transporter activity; ATP binding
Source: RefSeq, a predicted model, not a curated record